AGCAGUGGUCUUGACGCGGCCAAGCGGAGCCAAAUUUAUUUUUCCCACGAUAGUAAAAAAAUGGAAAUCGAUAGCGAAAGCAAUGCUAGUUUUCCGAAAGAUGGGAUCGAGCGGCAAGCGCAAAGCGUCUUCACGCCACUAGCUGCAGCAAGCCGUGAAGAUGUGACUGCAGAUGAGAGCACGUCCUCUGCGCUUGUGUCAACAUCAUCUCUUACCGCCUCGUCCUCCGACAUGAUCACUUUCUCAAUAUGCAUUGCAAAAGGCUCGUACUAGUCACGUAGAGAUCGCACUACAAAAAAAAAGCUGCAAUUUGUAAUGCUGAUUUAUUCCCCGAGACCACAGAUCUGCCACGAUGUCGAUGACUGCGAUUGGUACGGUUUUUGAUCGGUACAACACUUUUGCAAUGCAUGUUGAACCAAGCCCGUCUAUCUCCGUCUGGGUCACGUCAUCCUCGACUACCGCACUUCCGUCCGCGCCCGCGGCCGCUACAGUUGGAAGAAGCAGCAGAAACUGCAGAAGCGCAAGGAGGACGCCGAGAAGCUGGUUUCAAACGUGCAGAACUGGGUGACCAGCCGGCAGCAGUCGCGGGAGCAAGCCUUGGCGCAGAUGAAACGAACCCGGGAAGCCAGACGCGAGCGCAGACUCGGGCGGACGAGCUUGUCGAUGCACUCGCCCGCGCACGUGCGGGACGCUUUCGAGGAGGAUAGCUUGCCGGGGGAAAGUGAGGAAGAGGACGAGGAGAAAUACAGCCGACGUGGUCCUCCUCGAGCAGGGUCGACGUCGUUCUUGCAAGAAGGAGAAAACACAACCACCACCACACCAGCGGCCCCUGCUGCUGACCACUCUCCUUCGACAGCUGCGGAGCAGUCCGAUUUGUUGUUGGGCCAGAGUCUGCUGGUUGCGAACGCGUUGAAAGCACAGCACGGGGGAGCAGUAGCUCUUGCAGAAGUAGAAGGAGUAGCAGAAAGUAGAACAGGACAAUCACUAUCACAUCAAUCAGCGGAUGUUGAACAAGCUAUUUUACUAUCUCCAGCCCCAUCAACAUCUUCCAGGGGCCGUGAGGUUUCCCGCCCCACGACCACAUUGACCCGGACUCGCACCCUAUCCGACCGUGCGUUGAGCACACUGGAGAAAGAGCGUCGCAGGACCAGCUUCGAGCUGCGGAAGCGGGCUCGCGCGAAUGCGUCCAAGAGGAACAGGACGUCGGGCAACGCCGCACAUCAAGGACAGGAGGGCGAAUUUGCAUCCUCCGCUCCAGAUGAAAUAACCGGGUCUGCAGCUCUGGUGUGUCGUGAAAAUAACACUUACCCUGCCGGUUUCGACAUGAGCCCGGUCGCAUACCCUCCGGAUAACAUUUUCAACGUCGGGACAAAUAAAACAGCAGCGAACAGAACCAAAAGAUCAACUUCUUUGCGGGACGAGCAUGACCGAUUCUCGUCGCGAACCUCGAACGGCAGUGAUGCUACGUCGUUUUCAUCUACUUCCGCAGGUAGAGCCGCGAACUAUAUGAGUAGCUAUCAGGGAAAAAUCGAGGCCUCGCGGGAACUUGCGAUCGCACAAUUAUCGGACCGGGAGCUCGAAUGCGAGUCGGAGCUGUCAUCUGCGGACGUUACCGAGGAUGAGUCCGUUGAAGAUCGUCCGGCGCAACCCCAAAAAUCGCCUCCGUCUUUCCUCGAACGGAUCGGGUUGUCUCCAGCGCAGUCUUAUCAACCGCAAAUAUGUUGUCUGGGUCUGGAAGUAGUAGAAUGCUGGGUUUGCGUUUGUUGUCAAGAUGCUUGGCUCACAUGACUCUUAAAUGUCGUGUAAUGCGUGAGCAGGAAAACGAAAAAAGUCUUCUUGUCAUGCAAAAAUGCCAGAUCCAGACGAGACUACAUAUUUGCAAAAUUGCAUAAGUCUUGUGGGAAGCGGCGCGGGUCGUGCGGGCGGCGGAAAGAAGACGGAAUAAAGAACAAAGCUGAUAUUAUCGCAUCAGCAUCACCUUCACUACCCGGCUCUGCUACUUCGCGACCAUCACCGUCAACAUCUACUACGUCACGACAGCACGACAGUCGGACUGUGAAGAAAAAGAAAUCGACGCGGAUAUUAUCCUCACGGGGGGCUUCCAGAGAAGAGAACGGCUCUAGUGCUGCGCCCGUUGGUCUUGGAGCACAACAUCAAAGCGGCACGGCCAUUGUCGGACAACAAAGCGAUGGAAGUCAAGAGCUGGAGGGAAAGAAUGCAGUCGAGAUCAACAGUUUUCCGCAAAGCCAAAAUCCCGACGACCUGCGUCUCCACUGGAUUUCGGCGGAGGAUCUGAUCGACGUGAUCUUUUUCCUCAUUGCGAACCCGAAGAGCGCAGGAGGAAUAUCAAGAAGGCUCGACGUAGUUCCUGGUGCGCAAAAAAAGAACAAGAACGAGAACAGUACUUCUAGCUACAACAAAGGACAACCAGGAGAAUCUCCAUGGGAGAUUUUCAACGCGGUGGCGCCGGACGGGGGCAUUCAGUUCGACGAAAGGACCGCAAUCGCCACGGAGGCGGUAUUUUAUCCGGAGUACCACGAAAGCCUGAUUGCUUCCUCCCCGAGCACCUUCCUCCACGACGGGGCAGCGGCGCAGAGGCAGCAGUUCUGCGUCGCUUGGAACGAGGUUGUGGCGGGGGAGAUGAAGCUGUUGAACAAUACAACUCUGGAGCAGCAGAAAAAUCCAAGAGGACAACGACUACGCGACGAUCGUCCUCUACAGGAGCUUCGCUCUCCCCCCGCUAGCCUGCCCUUCUACUCCACCGCAAACAACUCGUCGAGUAGUAUGCACGCACGAACUACCAAAACGACCUCCAGCAGCGCCGCCAGCACGCCGCGCAGCUACACUUCAUCUUCCACGCCCGCACUUCUGAAGAUGCCAGGGAAUAGCGUGGUUUCUUGGGUUGGCGGUGUGGUAGCUCCUUUUCUACCCGUUUCGGUGAUCAAGACGGUUCGGGACGCGGUCGACGAGUUGGGACCGGUUUGUUCAUCUGCGGGAGUUGUACAUCGUCAAGGCCGUUCUUCUCCAUUUAUUUCCGCGAACGCCUUGCAGCAGCACAAUGAAGCAGAGAGCACUCCUGGUUCGGAGGGUCCAGGGCGAGCAUUUUCGCCAACAUUUUCCAGUACGACCGGAUCCGCGCCUAGUACUGCUGAGUACCAGCAGUAUGAGUAUUAUUGUGCGGCCUCAAACAGCAAUCCGAUACUUCUGCACCCGCUGCUGGCGCCGUAUUACAGUGUGAAAACGAACGCCGUCCGUCCGCAAAAACUGUUGUCUAUGGGGUACGUAUUUCACGAUGUCGAUUUCAAUGAAUAGAAGCCUGUUCCUGUACGAAGAUUUUUCUAACGUUAACGGGACAAAAUAAACAUCAGCGCAAAGUGGCUUGGAUAGAACAAUCCAUGGCACAUAGUCGCU
Molecule: messenger RNA, 3411 nt
Organism: Amoebophrya sp. A120
Lineage: Eukaryota; Dinophyceae; Syndiniales; Amoebophryaceae
Source: the annotation of a GenBank genome assembly